AUGACCGACGUUACUCUCUGGGACACUCACUCUCUGCUCUCGAGCCCACACAACACCGCUCGCGCACCCAACUCUCCUCCCCCUCCUCGGAACGCGCUCAUCAUCCUCAACUCGCCUCUCCCGCCUCAACCGCUCUUCCGGCGCCUCUGGGACGCAGCCUCACUCCGCUUCUGCGCCGACGGCGGCGCGAACCGCCUCUUUGACCGGUUCGUCAAAGGCAAGGGACGCGCAGCAGACGGGUGGGACGACGAGUUGGAUGGGGACGAGGGCAGGUGGUUGCCGGAUUUGGUGUUGGGGGAUUUGGACUCGUUGAGGGAGGACGCGAGGAGGUAUUACGAGGGCAAGGGCGUCCGCGUCGAACAGGACCCGGACGAAUACUCGACCGACCUCGGCAAGACCGUCACCCGUCUCUCCCAACUCGAAUCGUCCUCGCCCUCUCAAGCGCCCUAUCAGCUCGUCAUUAUAGGCGGAUUGAGCGGGCGAUUGGACCAGACGGUUCAUACGUUGCAUGCGCUCACGUUGUUGGCGGAGAAAGAGGGACGGGAGAGGGUUUGGACGGUAGGGAGGGAGAGCGCGGCGGUUGUACUCAAGAAGGGUAAACACCACCUCAAACUCGACCUCUCGCUCUUUGGCAAAACAUGCGGGAUCCUUCCCCUCGGCACUUCCUCCGCACACGUAACCACCACCGGACUCGAAUGGAACCUCGGACCGAAGGACCAUAUGUACCCCACGUCACUUUCGACCGCCGUGUCGACUUCGAAUCAUCUCGUGCAGGAGGACGUGACGGUCGAGACGGACGUGGCGGUGAUUUGGACGAUGGAGGUGCGCGGUGGGGCUGAGUGA
Rhodotorula toruloides NP11 is the source of this 843-nucleotide messenger RNA. Its product is annotated as thiamine pyrophosphokinase. Gene Ontology annotation, molecular function: thiamine binding; thiamine diphosphokinase activity; ATP binding. The transcript is spliced from 5 exons. The coding region runs from base 1 to 843 and encodes 280 amino acids. The record is from RefSeq and is a predicted model, not a curated record. Gene Ontology annotation, biological process: thiamine metabolic process; thiamine diphosphate biosynthetic process. NCBI's taxonomy places the organism in Eukaryota, Fungi, Basidiomycota, Microbotryomycetes, Sporidiobolales, Sporidiobolaceae.